GUAACACUUCUGAAGAUAAUUCAAACUCGAGUGCGUCGACAGUAUCUUCUAUUGCGACACUCAGACCACCUAAAGGUCACACUAAGUCCGCCUCUAUAUCUGUUGCGGGACGUAAUAAGAAUGAUAUGCGUCCCGAUAGUAGUACUGACUCGAGUCGCGUCGCCGGCAGCUCUUCAACAAAAGGUGCGAUCUCUCCCCUGCCUGUCGUGAACCGUGCAUUUCCGAGAGGGACAGUCAAUAGGAGCACAUUUCAUAGCGGACAGACUCGUGAGCGAAGACAACCCAAUUUUAACGGUCCCGGAGGUGUUCCCCUUCAGACUCAGGACACCUCUGGUCUCUCGAGACAGUCUUUCUUUAGUAAAUUGUCUUCAAAAUUCAGUAAAAGAACAAUGGCUGACGACACGACAAAACCGCGAAGUCUUCGGUUCACGUGGUCUAUGAAGACGACCUCUUCUCGAGAUCCGAACGAAAUAAUGCAAGAGAUUCGCAAAGUGUUGGAUAAGAAUAACUGCGAUUACGAGCAAAGG
Oppiella nova is the source of this 527-nucleotide messenger RNA. Lineage: Eukaryota; Metazoa; Arthropoda; Arachnida; Sarcoptiformes; Oppiidae. The record is from the annotation of a GenBank genome assembly.